AUGGAUGAGGCAAGUGGUGGCGCUUUUGAGGCAAAGGGUCGGCCCCGCGUUCACUGGAGGCCAGGAGAGGAUGAAAGGCUCCGGCAGCUCGUGGAGCAAUACGGCCCUCAGAACUGGAAUGUCAUCGCAGAGAAACUCCAAGGUCGCUCAGGUAAGAGUUGCAGGUUCAGGUGGAUGAAUCACCUUGACCCUACGCUUAACAGGAAGCCGGAGGAGGAAGAAAGCCUUCUUAAUGCCGGCCUCUUUGGGAAGAGAAGGUCUCACAACUUCAUCAGCAGCAGCAAUGGGGACGUCACCAUGAGCAACUUCCUAACCAAGCCUUCCACAGACGAAGAAGGUGCUGAUACUUCAGGCCUCUGCAAGGAGAUCACCGGAACAUCCAUGGGGAGCUUUCUCACUUUGGGUACUGAGGAUUGCAGACAUGGAGUGACAACCAUGAAUGAACAGAGUAGCUAUGGGGAGAGUUCUGCUGGUCCGCAGAAGUUCAGUGAGGAACCAGAGGAUUCCUGCAUAAUGCAUAAGAAUGUUGGAUUCAUAGACUUUCUAGGUGUUGGGACUUAA
Messenger RNA from Nymphaea colorata (pocket water lily), 561 nucleotides. RefSeq lists its product as uncharacterized. Bases 1 to 561 code for a protein of 186 amino acids. Lineage: Eukaryota; Viridiplantae; Streptophyta; Magnoliopsida; Nymphaeales; Nymphaeaceae. Gene Ontology annotation, molecular function: DNA-binding transcription factor activity, RNA polymerase II-specific; RNA polymerase II cis-regulatory region sequence-specific DNA binding. The transcript has 2 exons. Gene Ontology annotation, biological process: regulation of DNA-templated transcription. Gene Ontology annotation, cellular component: nucleus. The record is from RefSeq and is a predicted model, not a curated record.